AGCUGGCAGCGCGCUGCCCUCGCGGGAGGGUGGAAGGAUGGUUCGCGGAAGCCGGCAGGGAUCCCGGCAGGGAAGGCGUCAAGGAAGCCGGCAGGGAAGGCGUCAAGGAAGCCGGCAGGGAAGCUCCGUGCUUCACUCCGAGGCAGAAGGUUCGAGCGCCCCUCCGUCUGCAACUAUUCCUGAACCGUCCACUUCCGAAUCCUCUGGGAGAGGAAAGAAGCGCCUUUCCGGCCCUUUAUCUCAGCUUAUCCUGAAGGCUUUCGAGGGCUCCAGCUCGCGGAAAGGCGUGUCGCUGGCAGCCUUGAAGAAAUUCCUCAGGGAAGGAGGGUACAACCUGAACAGGAACAAAAAUAGCCACCUCAAACGGGAGCUGCAUAAACUGGUAUCGAAUGGGGUCUUGAUCCGCUUAACCGGCAGCGGCGCUUCGGGAUCCUUCAAGCAUGGCGGGAAAGCCCUGCCGAAGAAAUCUGCCAAGCCUGAAACGAGGAAAGUGAAGAAAACGGCGGCUGCCAACAAAAGGCCAGCGUCGGCUAGCAGGGAUCCGAGAAAGAAGGCGAAGAAACAGCCGGCAGUUUCUAAACCAAAAGGUGUCCGAAGUAGUAGAAAGACAGCCGUCCCUGUCAGGAGACGGCAGCUCAACAAGCAUUCAACGGUGAAAGGUUCUUAAAUACUGUACAAAGAAAGCCCAGCAGUUUACUUUAAUAUCUUUAAAAAGGCUCUUUUAAGAGCCACUCAAGACUCGCUGAAAGAGCUGCUGCAUUUCCAGAUUAAAAGCGCGCUGCUUAAAGACCUCUGAAGUGCUUUGCCUAUUAGUGCUGCUUGUCUCCUGACAUCUGGAUUUAUCGCUUCGGUAGUUUUAGAUUAGGUGUAAUCGAAAGGUUAAAUAGGAUGAUGGUACAGGUAAUAAAAACCGAGAGUGCUGUGGUGUGGAAACUCGGGACCUAAAACACUGAAAGUUUGGCUAAUCUAGUAUUAAUCCAUAAAAAUACCUUGUCUAUUGCAUUACUUUUACACAUUCUACCAAAUGAAAAAAAAAAAAACAGAGAGCCACUAUCCAAUUUAUGCCUACCGUAGUUACAGGUACCGUAGGUAGCCGUGUUGGUCUGAGUCAAAGCAAAAUAAAAAAAUUCCUUCAGUAGCACCUUAAGGACCAACUAAGUUUUUAUUUUGGUAUGAGCUUUCGUGUGCAUGCACACUUUCAGAUACACUGAAACAGAAUCAACC
This is a messenger RNA of Zootoca vivipara (common lizard), 1224 nucleotides long. Its product is annotated as histone H1t-like. The record is from RefSeq and is a predicted model, not a curated record. Gene Ontology annotation, molecular function: DNA binding. Gene Ontology annotation, biological process: nucleosome assembly. Gene Ontology annotation, cellular component: nucleosome. Lineage: Eukaryota; Metazoa; Chordata; Lepidosauria; Squamata; Lacertidae.